UUUCAACCUUUUUUGUUAAUAAAAAAAAUAACUUCUUCAACCUAAACGGAGAAAAAACAACAAAUGGGUUCAAAACCCACUAGGCUCUCGUUAGACACACUAGCUUCAAAAUAAUCCCACCUUUUCUGUUAAAACAAAUCUCUCUCUUUCUCCAUCUCUAGUGACCAACUGGGAGUAGAAACCAAACAAAACAGAAAUAGAAAGAAACGUCUCUGUUCAAACAUGGGAGAUUGAAGAUUAAUUGCAUCCCUUUUGAUUUCCACCGUUCUUCUUACACCAAACUCGUUUCUGUUAUUAGAGCAUGCCCAUUAGUGGUUCUUAAGGGGUUCAUGGGCUCGGGUUCAUAGGGCCGGAAGAGAAAAAAAAAUAAAAAAAUGGGCUAAUUAGCGUGACCCGUCUCUUAGCGGUGAUCCGUCCGUAGCGGAGUUCAAGGCACGUGUCACGCUGAGAUUGGGCCCGUGUUUUCGAGUUGAAGCGGAGUAAUUCGCGAAACCUUUCAUUUUCUUUUAUUCCGCAAAAGCUAGGGUUUCUUUCUCGUCUAGGCGAUUCAGAGGCGAUUCUCGUGCGACGCCGAUUCCCGGAGCUUUUCACCAUCAAAUCGACGACGAACGGUUUCCUCCACGAGCUCAGAUGGAUCCCGCAGCAGAGAGAAGAGACAUGAAGAGGAACAUUGAGUACAACAAUAGCUUGCAAUAUGUGGCUGAUUCGGAGUACGGGAUACCGACAAGGUGUUACUGUGGUGGGAGAAUGAUUGACGAGGUUCAGGGGAAGGAGGAGAGAGACACUUUUCCUGGGAAGCGCUUCUUCACAUGCAUAAACUACCAGGCUGAUGGGCUCCAUUAUCGUCAGCCUUGGGUUCACGGUGUCCAGGAGGAGAUCGAGAAGCUCACUAACCGCCUGCAGGCGGCUGAGAAGGUGAUCAAGGAGGUGCCCAUCCUCAGUCAACAGAUUGAGUCACUUGAGGUUAAGAGGCUCUCUGGCCAGGUUGAUGUUCUCAGUGUCAAAGUCGCUGACCUGGAGAUGGUCUGCUUCGAUUGAAAAGCAAAGGUCACGGGCUGGAGUUGAAGUUGUAUGGCAGGAAGGGAAUGCACAUGUUUAUUAGCUUUAUGGUUGUUGUGUUUCACGGGAAAGUGUAGAAUUUUGUUUCUUUCUACACUUCGUUUCAAUUAACUUGUUUUGUUUCUUUGUACUUUGUACUUUGUACUUCAUUUCACGGGCAAUGUAGUGUCUUGACACUGCCAACUCUAUAUAUAUCGGCAAUGUAGUGUAUCGGCUUUACC
Raphanus sativus (radish) is the source of this 1280-nucleotide messenger RNA. RefSeq lists its product as uncharacterized. Bases 631 to 1038 code for a protein of 135 amino acids. The record is from RefSeq and is a predicted model, not a curated record. The transcript has 5 exons. NCBI's taxonomy places the organism in Eukaryota, Viridiplantae, Streptophyta, Magnoliopsida, Brassicales, Brassicaceae.